Penicillium soppii is the source of this 1578-nucleotide messenger RNA. It is a transcript of the gene coaT, whose product is annotated as acetyl-CoA hydrolase ACH1. Gene Ontology annotation, molecular function: acetate CoA-transferase activity; acetyl-CoA hydrolase activity. The record is from RefSeq and is a predicted model, not a curated record. Gene Ontology annotation, cellular component: mitochondrion. The transcript has 3 exons. Gene Ontology annotation, biological process: acetate metabolic process. Lineage: Eukaryota; Fungi; Ascomycota; Eurotiomycetes; Eurotiales; Aspergillaceae. The coding region runs from base 1 to 1578 and encodes 525 amino acids.
AUGAGUGCCUCAGCACUUUUGAAGAGCCGUGUCCGCCGGCCUUCGUACUUGAAGAAGCUUGCCAAAGCUGAGGAUCUCCUCCACCACUUCCCCAAUGGCGCAUAUAUUGGCUGGUCCGGAUUCACCGGCGUUGGAUACCCCAAGAUGGUUCCAGUUGCCAUGGCCGACCAUGUCGAAAAGAACGGCCUGCAGGGUCAGCUGAAGUACAAUUUGUUCGUCGGUGCCUCUUCCGGCGCCGAGACGGAGAACCGUUGGGCACGAUUGAACAUGAUUGAGCGACGCAGUCCCCAUCAGGUCGGAAAGGAAAUCGCCAAGGGAAUCAACAGUGGUCAAAUCAAAUUCUUUGAUAAGCAUCUGAGCAUGUUUCCCUCGGAUCUGGUCUAUGGAUGGUACACUUUGAACAAACCAGAGCCCAGGAUCGAUGUGGCUGUCAUUGAAGCUUCAGCCAUCACCGAAAACGGAGGCAUCAUCCCCGGUGCCUCCGUGGGUGCUUCACCCGAGCUCGUCCAGAUGGCCGACAAGGUCAUCAUCGAAGUCAACACUUCCAGCCCCUCCUUCGAGGGUCUGCACGAUAUCGUAGGCUCCGACCUACCCCCAGGCCGCAAGCCCUACCUCAUCAUGGCACCGGAGGACCGCAUCGGAACUUCCUACAUCCCCGUUGACCCGGAGAAGGUUGUCGCCAUCGUCGAGUCCAACUAUCCCGACCAGACGCAGCCUAACGCCCCAGAGGACGAAGGCUCCCAAGCAAUUGCCACCAACCUAAUCGAAUUCCUCAAGCACGAAGUCAAGCACGGCCGCCUCCCACCCAACCUCCUCCCCAUCCAAUCCGGUAUCGGCAACAUCGCCAACGCCGUCGUCGGCGGACUCAGCAAAGGCGGCGCCGACUUCAAAAACCUCAAAGUCUGGACCGAAGUCCUGCAGGACUCCUUCCUGGACCUCUUCGACAGCGGCAACCUAGACUUCGCAACUGCAACCUCCAUCCGCUUCUCCCCAGACGGCUUCAAGCGCUUCUACGACAACUGGGAACAAUACGCCGGCAAGCUCCUCCUCCGGUCCCAGCAAGUCUCCAACUCCCCGGAAAUCAUCCGCCGACUCGGCUGCAUCGGUAUGAACACCCCCGUCGAAGUUGAUAUCUACGCGCACGCAAACUCAACCUGCGUGAUGGGCUCGCGGAUGCUGAACGGACUCGGCGGAUCCGCGGAUUUCCUCCGAAACUCCAAAUACAGCAUCAUGCACACGCCCAGUGUUCGGCCGUCCAAGACUGACCCCACGGGUGUGAGUUGUAUUGUGCCAUUCGCUACGCACAUCGAUCAGACGGAGCACGAUCUCGAUGUUAUCGUUACCGAGCAGGGUCUUGCGGAUGUGCGUGGAUUGUCGCCCAGAGAGCGCGCCAGGGUUAUUAUUAAGAAGUGCUCGCACCCUGAUUAUUACCCUAUCCUCACGGAUUAUCUUGAUCGGGCGGAGUUCGAGUGUCUGCGCAAGGGUAUGGGCCAUGAGCCGCACAUGUUGUUCCAGGCUUUCAAGAUGCACCAGAACUUGCAGGAGAAGGGCACUAUGAAGAUUGAUUCUUGGGAGUAG